AUGAUAAACUCAACUCAACCUCCAAUCAUUAGAAAAAAUAAUCAUCAUUUUCAUUCUCAAAUUCCAUCACCUAUGACUUUAAAUCGAUCUAUAAAUGAAACAACAUGUACAACAGUAACUAAUAUUCCAUGUCAUCUUAUCAAGCACAAACAAUCACAUGAAAAAUCAUCAGAAAUAGAAUAUCAUACAAUUCCAACAUUAUUUCUUCAUCAACCUUCAGGUUUGAAAAAAACAUCUUCUAAUCUAUGCAAUAUUUUUCAUUCAUUAUCUUUUGAUAAUAUUCCAUCAAAAAAUACUGAUGAUGAUAAUCCACUAAUUUCAGAUGAAUAUCAAAUAAACUUAACUACUAAUAACGAACAAUUUCAGGAAUUAAAGAAACAAUUUCAUACAUAUUUGAAUGAUAUUCAAUGUAAUAUCUUAUCUCGUGUUAUUGAAUUACUUUCAUUGUGUAAUCAUUUAAAUGAUGAACAAAUCAAAGAUUUAUUACAUAAGAUUGGUCUUUCAAAUAUCGAUAUUGAUGAUAUUAAUCGAUUUAAAAUGAAUGAUAGACGAAGAUCUGUCAAUGAAAGAUUUAAAAAUCUUCAAAACAACAUUAAAUGA
Molecule: messenger RNA, 600 nt
Organism: Adineta steineri
Lineage: Eukaryota; Metazoa; Rotifera; Eurotatoria; Adinetida; Adinetidae
Source: the annotation of a GenBank genome assembly